Molecule: messenger RNA, 495 nt
Organism: Magnolia sinica
Lineage: Eukaryota; Viridiplantae; Streptophyta; Magnoliopsida; Magnoliales; Magnoliaceae
Exons: 2
Coding region: 1-495 (164 amino acids)
Molecular function (GO): nucleic acid binding
Source: RefSeq, a predicted model, not a curated record
AUGUUAAAGGAUAACCAACUAUAUGCUAAGUUGUCUAAAUACGAGUUUUGGGAGAAGGAAGUGAAAUUCUUGGGGCACGUAGUAAAGGCAGAGGGAAUAACAGUCGAUCCAGCUAAGGUGGAAGCAGUAUCCAAGUCGGAACAGCCCACUACAGUGACCGAAGUUUGGAGUUUCCUAGGCAUGGCUGGAUAUUAUCGACGCUUUAUUAAGGAAUUCUCCAGAAUCGCACGGUCGCUCACUCAACUGACGAAGAAGAACGGCCGGUUCUCAUGGGACGAGAAUGUAGAGGCAGCGUUCCAGGAGUUGAAGAUGAGAUUAACUUCUGUGUCGGUGCUCACUCUCCCACAAGAAGGGGAGAAGUUCGUGGAAGAGAUGGGGACAAAGCUCAAGUUUAGUACCGCAUUCCAUCCUCAGAUUGACGGACAAAAUGAGAGGGUAAAUCAGAUCUUGGAAGACAUGUUGAGAGCUUGCGUUCUAGACUUUCAGGCUAACUAG